GAUGGUACACCAUGGAUGAUUUUGCUCUGGGAGAUUUCACUGUAGCAGAUUAUGCCUUGUUUGAGGAUGGCUGUUCCAUGGACGAUUGCGUUUUGGCUCCUGAAUUUACACCCAGUGAUUAUGUUCGUGUGACUCAACUUUACUGUGAUGGGGUGGGUAUGCAGUAUAAAGAUUACAUACAAAGUGAGAGAAACUUAGAAUUUGACAUCUGCAAUAUGUGGUGCAGUAAGCCAAUAACUGUUUUACAAGAUUACUGUGAUGCAAUUAAAAUAUACAUCUUCUGGCCACUUCUGUUUCAACAUCAACAUAGUUCUAUAAUAUCUCGGUUGCACCCCUGUGUGGAGGCCAGCAAUCAUGCUUCUGACAUAAGUUUGAAGAAAUUACAACAUCUUGAGUUGAUGGAAGACAUUGUGGAUUUGGCAAAGAAAGUUGUGAAUGAUCCAUUCUUUAUUGGAGGCUUAUUGAGAAUUGGUUAUAAAAUAGAAAAUAAAAUUUUAGCAAUGGAAGAAGCCUUGAAUUGGGUGAAAUACACAGGCGAUGUAACAAUUCUACCUAAAUUAGGAGCGGUUGACAAUUGUUGGCCUAUGUUGAGUAUUUUCUUCACAGAAUACAAGUAUCACAUAACUAAAGUUGUAACAGAAAACUGCAAUUUGCUUGAAGAAUUUAAAACUCAAAAUUGUGCGGAAUGUAUAGAGCAAGGAGAACUAAUGAAAAUGAAAGGAAAUGAAGAAUUUUCCAGAGAAAGAUUUGAUAUAGCAAUUAUCUAUUACACCAGAGCCAUUGAAUAUAGACCUGAAAAUCACCUUCUUUAUGGUAAUCGAGCUCUUUGUUUUCUUCGCACUGGACAGUUUAGAAAUGCACUUGGUGAUGGAAAGAGAGCCACUAUUCUGAAGAGCAAUUGGACAAAGGGUCAUUAUCGUUAUUGUGAUGCUCUUUCUAUGCUGGGGGAAUAUGACUGGGCCCUGCAAGCAAACAUAAAAGCUCAAAAACUCUGUAAAAAUGACCCUGAGGGAAUCAAGGAUCUAAUUCAGCAGCAUGUAAAGUUACAAAAACACAUAGAAGACCUGCAAGGUCGAACACCAACUAGGAAUCCAAUUAAAGCCUUUUAUGAAAGCAGGGCCUACAUACCUAAUUUAGCAGCACCUGCUUUUAGUACUUCACUUAACUUUGUGGAGACUGAAAAAGAUUCCAGAAAAACUAACCACGAAAUGGCAAACGGUGGUAAUCAGAAUCAAAAGGUGAUAAAUGAAGCUUUGAAGGUGGAUGAUUGUGACUGUCAUCCUGAACUUCUACCACCAACAGCUCCGCCUCCAAAAUACAAAGGAAAACAAAAAUCCAGAAACAAUGAGUUGGAUAAGUUCAGUUCUAAUUCACAAGUGAGUUUACCAGUUGAUUUGAAAAACAUCUUGGAAAAACAGUUUUCUAAAUCUUCCAGAGCUGCACACCAGGAUUUUGCUAAUAUAAUGAAAAUGCUGAGAAGCUUGAUCCAGGAUGGUUACACGGCUCUGCUAGACCAGCGCUGCCGCAGUGCUGCACAGGCCUUCACAGAGUUGCUCAGUGGCUUAGAUCCUCAAAAAAUAAAGCAAUUGAACCUCGCCAUGAUUAACUAUGUCUUGGUAGUCUACGGACUUGCCAUUUCUCUCCUUGGAAUCGGACAGCCUGAGGAAUUAUCUGAAGCUGAAAACCAAUUUAAAAGGAUGAUUGAACACUACCCAAAUGAGGGACUUGAUUGCUUGGCCUACUGUGGAAUUGGAAAAGUAUAUUUGAAAAAAAACAGAUUUCUGGAGGCUCUUAAUCACUUUGAGAAAGCAAGAACCUUGAUCUGCCGACUUCCUGGAGUGUUGACCUGGCCCACAAGUAAUGUGAUUAUUGAGGAGACUCAGCCAGGGAAAAUAAAGAUGCUUUUGGAAAAAUUUAUUGAAGAAUGCAAGUUCCCUCCAGUGCCAGAUGCCAUCUGUUGCUACCAGAAAUGCCGUGGCUAUUCCAAAAUCCAGAUAUACAUCACUGAUCCAGACUUUAAGGGUUUUAUACGAAUUAGCUGUUGUCAGUACUGUAAAAUAGAAUUUCACAUGAACUGUUGGAAGAAGUUAAAGACAACAACCUUUAAUGAUAAAAUUGACAAGGAUUUUCUACAAGGAAUUUGUCUUACCCCUGACUGUGAAGGAAUCAUUUCUAAGAUUAUCAUCUUCAGCAGUGGUGGUCAAGUUAAAUGCGAAUUUGAACACAAGGUCAUAAAAGAAAAGGUUCCUCCAAGACCUAUUCUGAAACAGAAAUGUUCUAGCCUAGAGAAGUUAAGACUGAAAGAAGACAAAAAAUUGAAGCGAAAGAUUCAAAAAAAGGAAGCAAAAAAAUUAGCACAAGAAAGAAUGGAAGAGGACUUAAGGGAGAGUAAUCCUCCCAAAACUGAGGAACAGAAAGAAAUUGUAGACAGUGUUCAGAGGUGCCAGUUCCUUGACGACAGAAUUCUGCAGUGCAUAAAGCAGUAUGCUGACAAGAUUAAAUCUGGUGUACUGAAUACUUCCCAGCUCCUCAGAGAGCUGCUUUCUUGGAAGGUCUUAAGCACCGAAGACUACACUACAUGUUUUUCUAGCAGAAAUUUUCUAAAUGAAGCAGUGGACUACGUCAUCUGUCACUUGAUUCAAGAAAAGAAUAGAGUAAAGACAAGAAUAUUUCUGCAUGUUCUGAGUGAACUUAAAGAAGUAGAGCCAAAAUUGGCCACCUGGAUCCAGAAACUUAACAGUUUUGGCUUAGAUGCUACAGGACCAUUUUUUUCUCGUUAUGGAGCAUCUCUUAAGGAGCUUGAUUUUAGCAUCAUGACUUUCCUCUGGAAUGAGAAGUAUGGUCAUAAACUAGGAUCUAUAGAAGGAAAAAAACUCGAUUAUUUCUAUGAACCAACAUCACUGAAGGAAGCACGAUGUUUAAUAUGGCUGCUGGAAGAACACAGAGAGAAGUUUCCAGCCCUACACAAUGCUUUAGAUGAAUUUUUUGAUAUAAUGGAUAGCCGCUGUACUGUGCUGAGGAAACAAGACAGUGGUGACGUGCCUUUUAAUUCUACCAAGAUGAAAAACAAAGGCAAGAAAAAGAAACCAAAAGACUCAAAGCCUAUGUUAGUUGGGUCUGGAACAACAUCAGUAACACCAAAUAAUGAGACUGUUACUUCAAAUGAAGACCAUAACAGGCGCAAUUCAAAUUCUGCAGGCCCAUUUGUAGUACCUGACCAUCUUCGUCAAGAUGUAGAAGAAUUUGAAGCCCUUUAUGAACAACAUACUAAUGAAUAUGUUCUCCGUAAUAAGAAGCUGUGGGAUAUUAACCCAAGACAGAAAUGCUCAACUCUUUAUGAUUACUUCUCACAGUUGCUGGAGGAACAUGGUCCCUUGGAUAUGAGUAAUAAGAUGUUCUCUGAAGAAUAUGAAUUCUUUCCAGAAGAAACUCGACAGAUCCUAGAAAAAGCAGGAGGCUUAAAAUCUUUUCUCCUGGGGUGUCCUCGUUUUGUUGUGAUCGACAACUGUAUUGCGUUGAAGAAAGUCGCAUUGCGACUCAAGAAAAAGAGAAAGAAGAAAAACAUCAAGACAAAAGUAGAAGAAAUUUCAAAAUCUGGAGAAUAUUUGCGAGUUAAACUACCCCUGAAUCCAACAGCUAGGGAAUUUAAACCAGAUGCAAAAGUCAAAUCUGUAUCAGAUUUAUCUUCAGCACCAGCUUCUGAGGAGCCCAAACCUGUAUCUGCUAAUUCUCGCACACCAGCUGAUGAGGCCCUGAAGCCCAAACCUGUAUCUGAUAAUCCUCCCAGAGUAGCUGCUGAGGACGUGAAGCCCAGAGGGACCUCUCCCAGUUCUCCCUCACCAGUUCCUGAGGAUGUGAAACCAACAGCCUAUUGGACUCAGCCUCAUAUAGUCACAGGUUACUGUACUUACCUUCCCUUUCAGGGAUUCGACAUUACCCAGACACCUCCCACGUACAUAAACGUGUUGCCGAGUUUGCCCCAGUACACUAGCAUUUACACGCCUCUGGCCGUUUCUGCGGAAUAUCAGCUGCAAAGAUCACUGCCAGUGGGGCAGUCCUUCACAGCCAGGGAAAGGCCAGAGCUAAGUACUGCUGCAGAUUUUGAGGGUCAGCAUUUGCCUUUUGAGAAGGCCCCUGGUCACCAGCCCUCCUGUGAACCACAGCCCUGUCAGAACGCCUCAGAAAUGCCAGUGGGGUCACAUUGUGGCACAGAGGGCGCUGGCACAGUCCAGAGCACCUCUGUGGGGCAUGAUGAUCAUUGUGGACAUGCUGCUGGCAAAUUAGAAGUAAGCCUGGAAAAGGACAAUGGAGAACCAAAUAGUCCACUCGCAAAGAUGGUUGCCGUACAGGUAUCUUGGAAUAUAAUGCAUCAAGGUGUCAAUACUGAACCAUAUGAUCCUUUUGAGGCACAACAGGGGGGUAUUUCACAGAUUGAAAAGGAGUACCAGGUUUUGCAAGAGCAGUUAAAGGAAGCAUGUGAAAAUUAUGAACAGAGAAAACUCAAGGGCGCAGAAGAAAUCAGGGACCUGGAAGAAAAGUUGGCAAGGAACCUAGAAGAAAACAAGAUUUCAAAGACGGAAUUAAAUUGGUUCUCUCAAGAUUUGGAAAAGGAAAUUAAAAAAUGGCAACAGGAGAAAAAAGAAAUCCAAGAAAAACUGAAGUCUCUGAAGAAGAAAAUGAAAAAGGUUUUAAAUGCCAGUGAAAUGUAUCCCCAGAAAAGUGAUGAACAGGAUGAGGAACAUGAAUUACUUCUGGAUCAGUCUCUUGAAAUCAGUAAUACAUUUACAAAUGAGAAAUUGAAAAUAGAAGGCUCUAUAAAGAAAGGGAAAGAGAAUUAUGAAGAGAGUCUUCAAAGAGCUGUGGCUGCAGAGGUGUCUGUGCUCGAAAACUGGAAGGAGAUGGACUUGUUCAAGUUACAGACGAUGGGCUCACACGCUGGGACGCGCCUUAAGAGCCUGGAGCACCUGAAAAGUGAUUCUGUGGCAUAUCCUGACAUAGAAUCUGACAUACAUUCCUGGGACUCCUUUCUUGCCAGUGUUAGAAAAGAAACUGAGAAAGCAAGGUCUCAAUUUGAAGAGCAGAUUAAGGCAGUUAAAAGUGGUUCUCGACUCAGUGAACUCCCUAAAGUGCAGAUUUCUGAGCUUUCAUUUCCUGCCCGUAGCACAAUUCACCUUCAGUUUGUUCCUGAGUCUCCAGGCCAUGAUGAUCAAGGCUCUUCAACUGCAAGUCAGGAGCCCAGAAACCAGACUACUGUCCUGAAGGAUUCAGAUCUGGUCUCUGCCAGUAAUGGCCCAGGACCACCCUGCGGCCCAGAAGUCACUGGGCUGCCUAAGACAGAGAGCACUGACCAGGCCACUGGGCGAGAAAUGAACCCUGGGGCUGAUCAGAAACUGCCCACUCCUUCAGCUCAUGCUCACUCAAGCCAGUCUCCCAAAAAGCCAUUCAACAGUAUUAUGGAGCACCUGUCAGCGGCCUUCCCCGGUUACAACAGCUCUGAGCUUGCUGGUUUUAUUAAAAAAGUGCGUAACAAAAACAAGAACUCCCUGUCAGGACUGAGCAUCGAUGAAAUUGUCCAAAGGGUGACAGAACAUGUUUCAGAUGAAGAAAAAAGGAAGAUCUCGGGCGCAGGUUCCUGUGAGGUGUGCCACGAGGCGUUCAAGUCCAAAAACAUGCGAGUGCUAAAAUGCGGACACAGGUUUCACAAGGGGUGCUGCAAGCAGUGGCUUAAAGAGCAGAGCACAUGCCCGUCCUGCCCGCGCCGUGGUCUGUCAGAAGAGUGACCUACACCGCCAGGAGCGGCAGGCCUGUGGAGACCAGGACGGCCUUCUGCUGCUCUAGGUAGUCACACCUCACCGAGAAAUGACUUACUGGUGUGUUGAGUUGAAAAAUAACAACAUUCUACCUUUGGUAUAAAAUAAAGACAUUUAAGUUUCUUAGCACUGUCACAGUGCUAAUAAUUGGAAACGUUUAAGGUAAUUGGCAGGAAGUGAUUGCCCCACUGAGCAAACACUCCGAUCACAGCAGAUGGCGGUCAGGAAGUGAGUGAUGUGUAGCCACGUGCACACAGCGUGGAGCUCGCCCAGAGGUGCCCGCCGGGGUGGCAUCGUCUCCGAGAGCCGCAGAGCAGCACUUGACCUGUUCUUCAGGUGCCCCAAAUUAAAAUUUCAUUAGGAGUCAGUAUUCCCGAAAAUGUACCUCUGUUUUUCCUUAAAGAUCUUGAAUUUUAAAAACUGGCUUAAACAAACCACAUUCUAAUUAUCUAACAUUAAAAUAUUGGCUGACUUAGGACAAAAGAUUGAAAUCCUCUUCAUGAAGUACCACAUGAUUUUGAGUCUUCAUUUAAUUAUUUUGGGUUCUGCCCACCCAGUAAGUUAGUAAAGUGUUUAUUUUUCAUCCUUGACAGAGGUGAUCUGAUUUUUGAAAAUUGAUAGAAAACAUUUUGUCUCAACCAAGACUCUCGCCUCUAAAAUCAAAGCUGUGUUUUCAUCACGCCACCCUCACAUUUAGCACUGACUCGACGACUGUGCUCCCUCCUGGCGUUCUCCUUCCUGCAUUCGGCGCUAGCACACACUGGCACUGGGGGCAGCGCCCUCACUGCCUGCCUGUGCACCCCCAGGUGGAGGGCGGUGUCAGACGUGCUGGGUGUCCCUGUCACGGCCAUUCUGCGUCUCGCGUUUGUGUGCAGUGAUGUGUGCUGCUGUGAUCUGUGACUGCAUCAGAAACUCAAAAAUUAGGUGUCCCUCUCAAGUGACUUACAGUCAGUAGUACGUGUAGAGCGUGAAUUCUGCACACAUUCCAUUUCUCUCAAACGGAAAGAAGCAAAACUUUCUUUUUAGCGUGUUUGUCUGUACCUCAGUGUCCCAAGCUCAGGAGCUGAUCGGUCCCUUCCUCUCCCUCGGCGCACCGUGAGUUGUGAUGUCCUCGUGACUUUGUCUGCCGACGCGCCCACCACAUUUUGAAGCGAAUCUCUAGACGGGUUCCUGCCGUCUUGUCUGUGUGUCCCUAGCAACUGAGAACUGUGGGUGUUAAGACUGAGGGGCCCGUCCCCGGCAGUAGGCACCAAGGAAAAGCAGCAGCUGCAAAGUGAGAGAACCGAUGUGUACGUAACUUGUGAACCUGCCUCACCCAUGUCCAGUGAGUUCAAAAUAAAGAGCAUCUAAAGUGA
Molecule: messenger RNA, 7165 nt
Organism: Condylura cristata (star-nosed mole)
Lineage: Eukaryota; Metazoa; Chordata; Mammalia; Eulipotyphla; Talpidae
Gene: TTC3
Product: tetratricopeptide repeat domain 3
Exons: 44
Coding region: 12-5780 (1922 amino acids)
Biological process (GO): ubiquitin-dependent protein catabolic process
Molecular function (GO): ubiquitin-protein transferase activity; protein binding
Source: RefSeq, a predicted model, not a curated record